AUGGUUCUGUCGCGGCUAGGAAACAAUUCCCUCAAACAUUCAUGUGGAGCUUCGGAUUAUGUGGAAUCCCAGAGAAUCUUGAUCCACGCGUUAAGUGAGACUGGACAGAAAGGUCUGACAUGCGUCUCGAAUAAUGCAGGCGUGGAUGAUUGGGGACUGGGAAUUCUUCUCAAAACGCGACAGAUAAAGAAGAUGAUUUCCUCUUAUGUUGGUGAAAAUGCGGAAUUUGCGCGGCAGUACUUAUCUGGCGAACUCGAGCUGGAAUUCACACCGCAGGGCACGCUUGCUGAGCGAAUUCGAGCAGCAGGAGCUGGAAUACCAGCAUUUUAUACUCCAACCGGGUAUGGAACGCUGAUACAGGAGGGAGGUGCUCCGAUCAAGUACAGUCGAACAGAAAAAGGAAAGAUCGAAAUUGCAAGUCCUGCUAAAGAAACCCGUGUUUUUAAUGGAUAUAAUUACGUAAUGGAAGAGGCAAUCUGGGGAGAUUUCGCCCUCAUCAAGGCCUGGCGAGCAGAUAAACUUGGCAACAUUCAGUUCAGGCUGACAGCCGGCAAUUUCAAUAACGCUAUGUGCAAAGCGAGUAAAUGUACGAUCGUUGAAGUCGAAGAGAUUGUCGAACCAGGAGUCAUCGAACCCAAUAAUGUCCACAUUCCAUCCAUUUAUUGUGACCGACUCAUACUUGGCAAGAACUAUAAGAAGCCCAUUGAGCGCCCAAUGUUUGCUUCGAACGGUACACCCAAGCCAUCUAAAUCUCCUGGCGAUCGAACUCGCGAUAUUAUAGCUGCUCGUGCUGCACUCGAGUUCCGUGAUGGAAUGUAUGGUUCGUGUGUAUAUGUUUUUGUAACAGGUUCAUUCUGA
This is a messenger RNA of Ostertagia ostertagi, 858 nucleotides long. The record is from the annotation of a GenBank genome assembly. Lineage: Eukaryota; Metazoa; Nematoda; Chromadorea; Rhabditida; Trichostrongylidae.